GUUAAAGUUAGGAAACGUUCAGCUUGAAGCGGAUUUAACAUGCAGCACAAUCUUGUGGCCGUUUUUCUUUUUGUUGUUGGUGUCAGUGGUUAUCGGCAAGACACUUUGGCCGGUGCCUGUACCCAGCCCAAAGACGUUGGCCCGUGCGACGCCAUCAUACCAAGAUGGUACUUCAACAGCGCGACCCACUCGUGUGAAGCCUUCGACUACGGCGGCUGUGGCGGCAACGACAACAAUUUUCUCACCCAAACCGACUGCCUCACCAGGUGUGUGACACACCUGGGCUGAGAUGAAUAUACGACAAGGGGAAUCAGUGCCUAAACUAACAU
Physella acuta is the source of this 329-nucleotide messenger RNA. Its product is annotated as kunitz-like toxin PcKuz1. NCBI's taxonomy places the organism in Eukaryota, Metazoa, Mollusca, Gastropoda, Physidae. Gene Ontology annotation, molecular function: serine-type endopeptidase inhibitor activity. The record is from RefSeq and is a predicted model, not a curated record.